Messenger RNA from Lotus japonicus, 2342 nucleotides. Its product is annotated as ABC transporter G family member 1-like. The coding region runs from base 85 to 2184 and encodes 699 amino acids. Gene Ontology annotation, cellular component: membrane. The transcript is spliced from 7 exons. The record is from RefSeq and is a predicted model, not a curated record. Lineage: Eukaryota; Viridiplantae; Streptophyta; Magnoliopsida; Fabales; Fabaceae. Gene Ontology annotation, molecular function: ATP binding; ABC-type transporter activity; ATP hydrolysis activity.
UGCAUAAAAAUCUUCACACGAAAUAAUCUAUAUAUAUGGCUCUUGACUUCAGGCAAAAUCAGUACUGAGCUAUUGUAUUAAAUAAUGGCUUCCCUUAUUCCACCUGCUCCUAUUGAUUAUGAAAUUAAACCGUGUCCAACAUCAAUACUCCAGCAAACUGUCCUAGAUAUUGAAGCCCCAUGGAAGGAUAAUGAGAAGAAAGAGAAGGGAAUCUGCUUGACUUGGAAGGAUCUAUGGGUGAGUGCCUCCAUGGUAAAGCAUGGAAGCAAACCAAUUCUUCAGGGUCUAACUGGCUAUGCCAAGCCAGGCCAGCUCUUGGCUAUCAUGGGACCCUCUGGUUGUGGAAAAUCUACACUUCUUGAUGCUUUAGCAGGUAGAUUAAGCUCCAAAACAAAACAAACAGGGGAGAUUCUGGUCAAUGGUAACAAACAAGCUCUGGCUUAUGGAACCUCGGCAUAUGUGACACAAGAUGAUACCUUAAUGACAACCUUAACAGUUAGAGAAGCAGUUCAUUAUUCAGCAAAACUUCAGUUGCCUGAUACCCUUUCCAAGGAAGAGAAGAAAGAGAGAGCAGAGUUCACAAUCAGAGAAAUGGGUCUCCAAGAUGUCGUCAACACAAGAAUUGGAGGUUGGGGAAUUAAAGGCAUUAGCGGCGGUCAGAAAAGGCGAGUGAGCAUUUGCAUAGAGAUCCUAACUCGCCCUAAACUUCUGUUUCUGGAUGAACCAACUAGUGGAUUGGAUAGUGCAGCUUCCUACUAUGUCAUGAAAAGAAUUUCCACACUGGAUAAAAAAGAUGGCAUUCAGAGGACUAUUAUUGCCUCAAUUCAUCAGCCUAGUUCUGAAGUUUUUCAACUCUUCCAUAACCUUUUCCUUCUAUCUUUUGGGAGUACAGUUUAUUUUGGACCUGCUUCUGCUGCAUCUGAGUUUUUCGCGUCAAAUGGUUUUCCUUGUCCUACCCUUCAGAAUCCAUCUGAUCAUUUACUUAAAACUAUAAACAAAGAUUUUGAGCAGGAUAUUGAGGUGGGUUUUGCUGGGACUAGAACAAUACCCACAGAAGAAGCAAUCCAUAUCCUUCUGAGCUCAUAUAAAUCAUCCAAAUGGAACCAUGAAGUUCAAAAUGAAGUAGCAAUACUAUCUGAAAAGGACACCAAUCCAACAAACAAGAGGAGAAAGCAUGCUGACUUCCUUAAUCAAUGCUUAGUUCUUACCAAAAGAUCAUCUGUCAAUAUGUUUCGCGAUCUAGGUUAUUACUGGUUACGCCUUGCCGUAUAUAUUGCAUUGGCUACAAGUUUAGCCACUGUCUUCUAUGAUCUUGGUACAACAUAUGGUUCAAUUAAGGAUAGAAUUUCACUCCUUAUGUUUGUGUCUACAUUCAUAACUAUGAUGACCAUUGGUGGAUUCCCUUCCUAUGUGGAAGACAUGAAGGCAAUUCAAAGUUUCAAACUUUUCUCUUAUUAUUAUUUAAUUUUUUGUUUCCUAUUAUUGAUCCAGGUAUUUGAACGUGAAAGACUAAAUGGGCAUUAUGGUGUCACUGCAUAUGUUAUUGGGAACACUUUUUCAUCCAUCCCAUACUUGUUGCUGGUUACAAUUAUUCCUGGAGUUAUUACUUAUUACCCUCCUGGUCUUCAGAAAGGAUAUGUGCACUUUUUGUAUUUUCUCUGUGUUCUGUUUUCUUGUCUAAUGAUAGUAGAGAGCCUUAUGAUGGUAGUUGCAAGUAUUGUUCCAAACUUUCUAAUGGGUAUCAUAACUGGUGUUGGAAUUCAAGGAAUCAUGAUAUUGGGGGGAGGAUUCUUCAAAUUGCCAAAUGAUCUUCCAAAGCCAUUUUGGAGAUAUCCAUUGCACUAUGUUGCCUUCCAUAGGUAUGCAUACCAAGGAAUGUUCAAAAACGAGUUUGAAGGACUAAAGUUUGCUACAAAUAAUGAAGUAUGUGGGGGUGGCUCAUCAUCAAAUUACAUUAGUGGUGAAGAGAUUCUGAGAAAUGAAUGGCAAGUCGACUUGAGUCACUCAAAAUGGGUUGAUCUUGGAAUCUUGUUGGCCAUGAUCGUUCUGUCUCGAGUGCUAUUUUUGGUGAUAGUCAAAACCACUAAGAAGGUAAAACCCAUUGUUGCAUCAUUCUUAUCAGCCCCUCCCAAGAAAUCGAUUCAGAUCAUGGAGAACCCAAAUGUCACUCCGUUGAAUUUGUAGCUUGGCCUACAUUACUUCCACAAGACAAGAUGAACUCUUAGGUGAAGUAUUUUGUAUCUGCUAUAAUGCUUGGAUUAUCAUGAUGUAAUUGAUGUGUAAUAAAAUAAUAAGGGUUAUCACACAUAUCUUAUGGAAUUUUAAUUAUGAAGUUUUAAUCU